GCAUUAUGACAACUUAGCGACACAAUGGUAGGGAUUCACUGAGCUGGGUUUGGAUCAUUGAUGAGUCAUUGUCUCAAAGCAGCCUUAUAAUGUUGUGAGGGGAUCCAGGAACCCAAAUUAUUUGGGUGGAUACCAUACUCCUUAUAAAACAAGCUUUGUUUCCAGAAGGUAUCAACAUUGUCAAUAAAUGUGACACCCACAGCGCUGCAAUAGUCACGUAGCCAGUUAUGGAGGGCUAAAAGUCUGCUGAACCGUCCAAUGCAACGAUUUAGGGAGGGCACAGGGCCAUAUAUUAUGGGGUGUUUGUUGGUGUCAAGUAGAGACCAACUAAAUUCUUUAAAAUCCAUCUUCAGUUGUUCUGAGCUGUCCUUCAUAAUGUCAUUGAAUCCCACAUGAACUAUGAUAGACUCAAUUUCUUGAUGCAGGUUUAAAAUGUUUGGGAGCAGCUUAUUGAUGUCCUAUACUCAUGCUCCUGUAUAGCACAACGGUUUUGACCGACGGACUGAGACAUUUCUCACCAUUGAACUACCCAAUACAACUGCCGGAGAAAUUUGUGGAACCUUUCACAGGCCCAUGAGAAGCAUGAUAGCAUACACUUGCAGCUCCCGGCAAUAGGUCCAGACCUCCCACGGUAGGCAGAUCCAGAGAGAGGAAAAGGUGCUGGACUCGACAACGAAUCCGCUGCUGGAGUCAGUGUGGUUGGAGUCAGCACAGCAGUCACAGACACAGGCAGUCCCAGCGAUGAAGGCGUAGGUAGAUCAAGCACCAGGGCAGCAAAACUAUUCCUCAUGUCAAUCUGCUCCGUACCUCUCACCAAAAUCCAAGCGGGCUUCCCUUGACACUUUUUUGGGUGCGUCAGGACCAUUCACAGUUGAGCUCCCUCAGUUUAGCUCAAUACUGAUUGGCUAACUUUUUAUACUUUUUUUUUUCAAGGGAGGCCAGAUUACAUUUAAUACAGUUAUCCUUUGCUACAGUUGAAGUGUUAACAAAUUAGAUGCACUGAAAUGUAAGCAACUUCCGAAAAUGAACACUCUGAUUAUAGUGAUAUGAUGUCUACUCUUGCAAACAAUGUAAAGUAUGUAUAGAUAGGUGUAAUCUAGAGCCAAGCGUGUUGAUAUUUAAUCUGAGAGUAUCUUGCUAUUGACACAUGUUGGAUUAUGCAACAGAACGUGACAACAUCAGUUAAUAAGGCAGUCUCUCCCCACACACACACAUUCUCUCUCACUUUCUCUCAGUCUUCUGUAUGCUCUCUCUUCUUUGCUCCCUUGUUGAGACUAUUCACUCAUAACCCAGAGGACCCAACAUCCUAGCUGAGUCCAGACUGGAGCAUGGUGCCAGAGAAGGAAAGCGAUGGUCUCAAGAACUACGCAUUUGAUCUCUACCUUCAGGCCCGCUCCAAGGCGUCCGCAUGGUCCUAAACCACCCGCUGAACUUCAAGAACAAACACACUCUCUUUUCUCUCCAAUCUGAGCAAGAUUGACAGCGCUCUGAAUAAAUGAGGAUGGGGGAGGGGCUAUUAAGGGUGGCCAGUCAUAUAUUAUAUACCUGGCCAGAUAAAUAAUGAUCUAUCAAGUGAUUAUCACUGAAGUGAAAGGAGAGAGCCAACAGAGACACUACUAGAGGCAAACACACGGUCAAUUAACCAUUGUGAGAGACAGAGAAAGAGAGGUCGAGGUAGUACACUUCUUGUUGAGACGUUUCACUCAUAACUCACAGGACCCAGCAUCCUAGCUGAGUCCAGACUGGAGCCAUGUCUCCAGAGAAGGAAAGCAAUGGUCUCGAAAACGACACAUUUGCUAUUCAUGGGCAUUUCUGUGAGCUGGAGAAUGAUGGAGAGGGCUCCGACCUCUCUGAGGAGGAUGACAAGAACAAGCUGGCCUACUGUGUCACAGACGUCCCUGCCUGGUACCUAUGCAUAAUCCUGGGCAUCCAGCAUUUACUGACAGCGUUUGGGGGGAUAAUUGCCAUCCCUCUGAUCCUGUCUCAGGGUCUGUGUCUGCAGCACGAUGGCCUGACCCAGGGUCACCUCAUCAGCACCAUCUUCUUUGUGUCAGGCGUGUGCACCCUGCUGCAGGUCACCUUCGGAAUCAGACUGCCCAUUGUUCAGGGGGGUACCUUUGCCUUUCUAGCUCCCUCCAUGGCUAUGCUGUCAAUGCCAGAGUGGACAUGCCCUGCCUGGACCCAGAACGCUUCCCUGGUCAACACCACCUCUCCUGAGUACAUAGAUGUGUGGCAGAGUCGCAUGCGAGAGCUGCAGGGCUCCAUCAUGGUGGGCUCUUUGUUCCAGGUGCUGGUGGGUUUCUCUGGCCUCAUCGGUUUCUUCAUGCGUUUUAUUGGCCCCCUUACCAUCGCACCCACCAUCUCUCUGAUUGGCCUGUCCCUGUAUGACUCGGCUGGAAUGAGUGCAGGGAACCACUGGGGCAUCUCCACUAUGACAACUGCUCUGAUCAUCCUGUUCUCCCAGUACCUCCGACACAUCCCUGUACCAUUCCCCACAUACAACAAGACCAAGAAACUCCACACCUCCAGGAUCUACAUCUUCCAGCUUCUCCCUGUGCUCCUUGGCAUCACACUGUCAUGGCUGAUCUGUUACAUCUUCACCAUCUCUAAUGUCCUGCCCUCCGAGCCGGAGCAGUACGGCUACCUGGCUCGCACAGACCUGAAGGGGGAUGUCAUAAGCCAGGCCCCCUGGUUCAGAUUCCCAUAUCCAGGUCAGUGGGGUUUACCAACUGUGAGCCUGGCGGGACUGGUAGGGAUCUUGGCUGGGGUGUUAUCCUCCAUGAUAGAGUCGGUGGGGGACUACCACGCCUGUGCCAGACUAUCAGGGGCCCCUCCACCCCCUAAGCAUGCCAUCAACAGAGGCAUUGGCAUUGAGGGGAUUGGCUGUCUGCUGGCUGGGGCCUGGGGCACGGGCAACGGAACCACCUCCUAUAGUGAGAAUGUGGGUGCACUGGGCAUCACCAAGGUGGGCAGUCGCAUGGUGAUCGUUGCUGGUGGGGUAUUGAUGAUCAUCAUGGGACUUUUCUGUAAAAUUGGAGCAAUUUUCACCACCAUCCCCACACCUGUGAUUGGAGGAAUGUUCUUGGUCAUGUUUGGGGUCAUUUCUGCAGCUGGAGUUUCAAAUCUGCAGUAUGCAGACAUGAACUCCUCCCGGAACGUGUUUAUCUUUGGAUUUUCCAUGUUUUCCGGGCUUGUCAUUCCAAACUGGAUAUUCAAGAACCCGGAUGCCAUAGCAACAGGUGUGGCCGAGCUGGACCAACUGCUGCAGGUGCUUCUAACAACCAGCAUGUUUAUUGGAGGCUUCUUUGGGUUCUUCCUUGACAACACCAUUCCAGGCACCCUGCGGGAGCGGGGCAUCAUGGACUGGAACAAGAUCCCCCUUGAUGACUCCAGCAACACUUUGGAGAGCUGUGAGGUGUACAACCUUCCAUUUGGAAUUAGCUCUUGCCUCUCCUCCUUCUCCUGGGUUCGAUAUGUGCCGUUCCUCCCUCCAAAUGCACCAAGCUCACAGGACUCUUUGGCGACCAAGCAGCAGCCUGUGAAGCCAGAGGUUAUCAGAUCAGUGGCCCUAUGAACACUGUGCAGGACCAGACACGGGCUAAAACAACAACAAUAAGAGAGGCAGCUCUUGUGACAUGGUCCUCCCGUUCUGUUCUUUUUUGUCUAAUAUUUUAUACUCAUAUCUUGUAAAGAUUUGAUUAUACAUUUUCUAAAUUAACUUUUGGCAGUAAUAUUUUGGCAUUUGUGUGGUGUAAAUACAUUUUUGUUGUGAUACAUCUUUUUUUUUUUACAGUAAAGUGUUGUAAAAAUAUACAUAUAUUUUUUUUAUGGAACUUGUAUUUUACUGAUAACACACUGUAUAGGAACCAUAUAAUAAUUGGACUAAAAUCACUUUUAAAGUUUCAAAAAUAAUAUCUGUAAAUAUACAGAUUUUUUUCAGAACUACAUUUCCAAGUGUGUUCAGGGUAGCACUGUCACGCCCUGGUCGAAAUAUAUUGUGUUUAUCUUCAUUUAUUUGGUCAGGCCAGGGUGUGGCAUGGGUUUUG
Messenger RNA from Oncorhynchus tshawytscha (Chinook salmon), 4046 nucleotides. It is a transcript of the gene slc23a4, whose product is annotated as Xan_ur_permease domain-containing protein. The coding region runs from base 1751 to 3574 and encodes 607 amino acids. The record is from RefSeq and is a predicted model, not a curated record. Gene Ontology annotation, molecular function: transmembrane transporter activity. NCBI's taxonomy places the organism in Eukaryota, Metazoa, Chordata, Actinopteri, Salmoniformes, Salmonidae. Gene Ontology annotation, cellular component: membrane. The transcript is spliced from 14 exons. Gene Ontology annotation, biological process: transmembrane transport.